AUGUGUGCUCAAACCAUCCAAAAAGUCGCCAUUGUUGGUGCCACUGGUCGCAUUGGAGGUGCAUUUGCUAAAGCACUCGUGGAGGGUGGCAAGCACACUGUCACGGCAUUGACUCGCGAGGACGGCGGCGGAAAGCUCCCAGAGGGUGUUCACGUUGUCAAGGUGAACUAUGAUGACGAAGCUUCUAUUAUCAACGCUCUCAAGGGUCAGCAAUUUCUUGCAAUCACUCUCAGCGUCAGAGCCCCCCAAGACCUGCAUAAGAGGAUUGCAGAUGCAGCAGGCAAGGCCGGUGUUUCUCUUAUUAUGCCGAACGCCUAUGGCUACCCAGUCGCUGCCGGUGGCCCCCAGGUGGGGGAUUCGUAUGGAAAGAUAGCCAUUGACCGAGUCAACGAAGUCAAGAGCGGCAUCUCUUCUUCCCUAAAGCUAUCUUGUGGAUUCUGGUAUGAGUGGAGCUUGGCCACAGGCGAGCAAUGGUUCGGCUUUACAAUCAAGGAUCGCAAGGUCACAUUCUUCGACGAUGGAAAGCGCACCAUCACUGUUAGCACUUGGGACCAAUGCGGCCGGGCCCUGGCAGCACUCCUAAGUCUUCCGGAGUCUGGCUCAAGCCCUUCACUGGCCGAGUAUAAGAAUAGCAAUUGCUCUAUCUAUAGCUUCCGAGUGUCCCAGCGAGAUAUGUUGGACAGCCUCCACCGAGUCUUAGGCACAACCGACUCCGACUGGGAAAUCACAUAUGAACCGGUCGAGAAGCGCCUCAAAGACGGCGCAGAGGAGACUUCUCAAGGUGAAAUUACUGGUUUUGUCAAAACCAUGUAUGGAAAGGUCUUUUUGAAUUCGAACGAAAUGAGUGACUUUGCGGCCAAGGGUUCGGACAAUAUUGCCUUAGGGCUGCCACAGGAAGAUCUCGACGAAGCAACAAAGAGAACAGUGGAAAUGGUCGAGAACGGCUGGAAUCCUCUCGGCUAG
Molecule: messenger RNA, 963 nt
Organism: Penicillium manginii
Lineage: Eukaryota; Fungi; Ascomycota; Eurotiomycetes; Eurotiales; Aspergillaceae
Exons: 2
Coding region: 1-963 (320 amino acids)
Source: RefSeq, a predicted model, not a curated record